Molecule: messenger RNA, 1274 nt
Organism: Acyrthosiphon pisum (pea aphid)
Lineage: Eukaryota; Metazoa; Arthropoda; Insecta; Hemiptera; Aphididae
Product: F-box only protein 6
Exons: 4
Coding region: 356-1204 (282 amino acids)
Biological process (GO): glycoprotein catabolic process; ERAD pathway; SCF-dependent proteasomal ubiquitin-dependent protein catabolic process
Cellular component (GO): SCF ubiquitin ligase complex; cytoplasm
Molecular function (GO): protein binding; ubiquitin protein ligase activity
Source: RefSeq, a predicted model, not a curated record
AAACAGGCGUAUGCAAAUAGCAAUUAGCUAGAUAAUAUGAAUUAUAUCGCAUAAUUUUUAUUACGUAUUUUAAAUUAAAAUGUAUAAGUGUAUAUUAAAGUAUAAUUUAUAAUUAUUAACUAUGAAUUAUAAUAUAAGUAAUCUAUAGGUAAUGCAUAAAAGUUAAAAGUUUAUAACAUAGAAUUUCAAUAAUUGUUAAUUGUAAUGCAACCAGCAGCUGGCUUUUAAAUUAUGAUUUUUUGAUAAAGUUUAUUCGUUUAUUGUUUAACUAUAGCUUAAUAUUCAAAGUUAGUAUAUUAUAUUUGUUUCUUUUGAUGUCAAAAUUGUCAAAAUUUUAUUGAUUAUUAAAUUUAUAAUGAUAAAAGUAUUAAAAAAUUCUCAUAAACCUUUUGAUUUACUACCGGAUGAAAUGGUUGUAAACACAUUAAGCUUUAUCGAUGCAGACACCCUUUUGGAUUGCAGACUUGUGUGCAAAAGAUGGCGAGAACUUAUAGAUGCAUAUGUAUUUCAAGAAAAAGCUUCACGAGAAAAUGAAUUUGUGAAUAAUGGUCGAGGGUACUACAGUUUUUCCCAAAUUGAUUCAAAUAGUGUCAGAAAACUAGAAUUGCCGUGGUACGUGUUUUAUGUUAUAUGCAAGUAUGAUCCAUUCAAUAGAAAUUUAGUGAAAAACCAUUGUGGACAAGAUGAAUAUAAACACUGGGAACGAUAUGAUCCUAAUUUGUGGACUAUUGAACAAACACCACAAGGUGCACCUAUAUUACCAGCUGAUCCUGAUUUUGAUGGGCAUACAAGCUGUUUUGUAUCAACGUAUCGAGUAUGUUCAAAGAGUCAAAGAAUUAUAUUCAAAAAUUAUGGUUUGAAUGAUACUGUGAUGAAAACUCUUCAACCUGAAAUUUCAGUUAGUGAAUGGUAUAAUGGUCGCUUUGAUUGUGGCUGCAAAUAUGUAUUAAAGGCUACUGUUUUUGAUGGAAAUGGUGAAAUAAUAGAACAACACAAUUACAAUGAUGUUUUACCUCAGUGGAGGGAUAAUAUUUGGAUAAAAGCUUCACAUUCAUUCAAAAAUCAAAGCAAUGCAUCUUUCUUAAUUAUACAUCAUUCUGGAGUAGACACACAGUAUUGGGCUGGUCACUAUGGUACUAAAAUAUCUGGCUCUGUAGUAAAAAUUUUGCUACCAAUCAAAUUUAAAUGUGCCGCCGAGGCGUAGGUAUUUUAAUAAAAUGUGUUGGUAUAAUAUAAUUGUUACAAUAUUUCUGUUAAAAUUUAAAAUUAAUGUA